Filobasidium floriforme is the source of this 1380-nucleotide messenger RNA. RefSeq lists its product as uncharacterized. The coding region runs from base 1 to 1380 and encodes 459 amino acids. Gene Ontology annotation, cellular component: nucleus. Gene Ontology annotation, molecular function: DNA-directed DNA polymerase activity; DNA binding. The transcript has 13 exons. Gene Ontology annotation, biological process: double-strand break repair via nonhomologous end joining. NCBI's taxonomy places the organism in Eukaryota, Fungi, Basidiomycota, Tremellomycetes, Filobasidiales, Filobasidiaceae. The record is from RefSeq and is a predicted model, not a curated record.
AUGAAUUACCUAGCUCUCAGGAAAUCAACCGCUUCGAUCAUGCAGCGUCAGUCGAUUCAUACUUCCUCUGUCACCUUCAGUCAGAGGAGACGGGAACACGAUGCUCUUGUUCGACAACUCGGUCCCAAGUUCAACGACCAGAUCAUCAAUGUCAAGCAGAUGGUGGACAACCUCAAGAUCUUGCAGGCUGAGAGGACUCUCAAGAACCACCCCGACAGUGAGUCUGAUUCGCAGGUUCGAUACUACAAUCGUGCUCAGCUCACUAGACAGCAAAUGGUACCCCUUUUCAAAAGAGGCUGCGUUCUACCGGCUUUCCCCCCGGCUACCUACCCCUCCCGUGAAGUUUCCCUCGACAAGGUUAGAGGUGUCCUCUCCGACGAGAACUCGGUAGCAUGGCGUUUGAUCAGCGGGAUGGUCACCUCUGGCCGAGUCAAGGAGAUCGAUGCGCUCAGCGAAGAGAUGCGAGCGGCCAUCUUGUUCCAUACUGUGCACGGUAUCGGACAAGUCAAAGCCAAAGAGCUCGCGGCUGAAGGAUUCCGAUCCCUCGACGAACUGAAGGAUAUCCCGCAUAGGUUGGACAAGUCUCAAAAGCUUGGCCUUCAACAUUACGAGGACAUGCAAUCCUUGAUCCCUCGAGAGGAAAUCGACGAAUUCAAACAACUCUUCUCCGAGGCAUUGAAGAUUGAUCCCGAAAUCAAGUUCGAGAUCUGUGGCUCCUACAGACGAGGAAACGCUCUAUGUUCCGAUAUCGAUAUCGUCGCUUGGCAUAAGCAAGUCGCGGAACGCUCGACUUUGAUCAACCCGAUCUUCACGCUAAUGCUGACAUCCUACAAUGAUCGCAAGUCCAAGAGCAGUGAGACGGGUGCAUUGAUGGAGCUCGUGUGGGUCGCGCUCCGUAACGCAGGACUAGCUUAUGAAGACAAGGCUUUGGGAAAGGGACCCAAGAAGAUCAGCGCUUUGAUCAAGUUGCCUAAGGAUGGGUCCAAGUGGCGUCAGGUGGACAUCAGGCUAUCUACUUUGGAUUCGCUGCCUUAUACUAUGCUGGCUAUGUCUGGCGACGAUACUUUGCAGAAGAUAUUGCGAAAGCAGGCCAAAGAAGGAUUCAACUUGACUCUGAAUGAAUAUGAGAUGGGUCAGAGGAAGACUGAUAGCGUAAGCGCCUCGCUCGGUUCCACUCAACGAGUAAAUACUGAUCGACCCCGUCUCUUCGCUGCAAUCGCCCUGGCACAACAGAUCACAUCCACUCAAGCGGUCGAAGGAACCCAGAUCUUGGUCAAGGACGAACGCGGCAUCUUUGAACACCUCAAAAUCCCUUACCUCGAGCCCGAGCAGAGGAAUUACCGAACCUACCAGCACAUCAUCCCCAGGCACUUCUUCUGA